Molecule: messenger RNA, 842 nt
Organism: Hylaeus anthracinus
Lineage: Eukaryota; Metazoa; Arthropoda; Insecta; Hymenoptera; Colletidae
Product: multiple coagulation factor deficiency protein 2 homolog
Exons: 5
Coding region: 152-688 (178 amino acids)
Source: RefSeq, a predicted model, not a curated record
UCGAUAAAUGUCACGCGAUUUCCCCGUGAGAAGAGACCCAGUCGAAAACACCGUCGGAAAGAUCGACGAAAAAAGGUUUGAACGGCGACUCGAGUUGCAUUCGAGGAUCGAUAAUCACAGCUGAUCGAACUCGCCGUGUUCAGACGCGCAAAUGAUAACCACAGUCUUGAUCAGUCUAUGUAUCACACUCUCUAAUGGUUUCCGUGGACCUCAUCAUCCACGAAGCGCCGUCUCUCAUCAUCACUACGCUCCGCAGAAAGACGUUAAGAUAACACAAGAUGCAAAUCUACUACAGGAUACUACCCAUUUAAAAGAAGACAUGGGGUCUAUGGCAGAUGAUCUGGAUUUUUCAAACAUGACUGAACAGGAGAUAGAAUUCCACUACUUUAAAGUUCACGACAUUGACAAUAAUGCCAAAUUGGAUGGAUUAGAGAUUCUCCAUGCUAUUCAACAUACAUUUCAUGAAAAUCGGCUCGCCGACACUGAGCGUAAAAGUAUAACCGAAGAACCCAGAUUGACGAAUUAUGAAGAUGAUUUGCCAUGGAUUGUUGACUUGAUAGACAAGGUACUAAAGGAGGAUGAUUUAGAUAACGACGGAUAUCUUGGAUAUAUCGAAUACGUACUCGGUAGGCAGAGAGACCACAUUGCUCAAGCUAAGAGAGAUACUAAUCUAAGAAUUGGAAAAUAAAUUUCUCAUCUACGGACUAUGUUAAGAGAAACCUGCGCGACACACAAAUUUACAUCUAUAUGAAAUAUGCUUGAAAAGAUUUAUUUUUCAUUCAAUCCAUUUCUUUUGUAACAACUGUUUUCUUCUACUGAAAUAUACUGUAAUGUACCAAUCA